AGGAACUGUUGCAUUACUUCUCAGUGUUGUAAAACUAUAAUAAACAUAAAUAAAAACAGUAGUCUAAAGAAUCCGGAUUAUUACAGAAUAUAAUCUACAAGUCGGAUUAUCUUAAGAGAACAAAAGGCCAUAUGUCUCUCCUCCAAAAGUAACAACAAAGACAAGGGAGAUAACUACAGAUUACAAUGAAAAUCAAGCGAUACAAAAAAGCCCAACGAAUACUGGGUUUUUUCCAAAACAACUUUGAUCUUCGACCUCCAUACAGUGUGUUGCUGGAUGGCACCUUCUGUAGAGCUUCUUUAGAAGUUAAAGUGAAAAUUAAAGAACAGAUUCCAAAAUACCUCGGUGCUCAAACAAAAUUGGUCACAACCCAGUGCAUCAUUUUGGAAGUGGAAAAACUGAGUAAGAUGAGAGCUAAUUUAUAUGGAACAUGGAUGGUGGUAAAGCAGUUUCCUGUCCAUAAAUGUGGUCAUGAGGGUGAUGCAAUUCCAGCUUCAUCAUGUAUAAAGUCUCUUCUUCAGGAGAAAAAUCCAGCUAAGUACAUUAUAGCAACACAAGAUGAUGAUCUCCGUCAACAUAUUCACCACAGUGUGACAGGUGCACCUAUUCUGUAUCUUUAUCAUAGUGCUCCUACACUGGAGAAACCCACAGAUAAAUGUCUUAAGUUGGCUUCAGAAUCAAACAAGUUAUUAACAGAUCAUGAAGAAAAAACUUUGAAAUCUCUCAAGCGUAAAUACAUUGGAGAAGAUGACCAACCACCACCAAAGAAGAAGAAGAAACCCAAGAAUCCAAACCCUUUAUCUUGUAAAAAGAGCAAGAAAACAAAACCACAGCCUCAAAAUGAAGAAGUGAAAAGAAAGAGAAAGAGACACAAGAAAAAGAAACAGCUUGAUGAAGAAGCCUCCACUUCAAGUGGUAAAUAAACAUACCGUAGCUACUUUA
This is a messenger RNA of Homarus americanus (American lobster), 942 nucleotides long. RefSeq names its product rRNA-processing protein UTP23 homolog. The record is from RefSeq and is a predicted model, not a curated record. Gene Ontology annotation, molecular function: small ribosomal subunit rRNA binding. The transcript is spliced from 6 exons. Gene Ontology annotation, cellular component: small-subunit processome; nucleolus. Bases 186 to 923 code for a protein of 245 amino acids. NCBI's taxonomy places the organism in Eukaryota, Metazoa, Arthropoda, Malacostraca, Decapoda, Nephropidae.